Colletotrichum aenigma is the source of this 1002-nucleotide messenger RNA. Its product is annotated as malate dehydrogenase. The record is from RefSeq and is a predicted model, not a curated record. NCBI's taxonomy places the organism in Eukaryota, Fungi, Ascomycota, Sordariomycetes, Glomerellales, Glomerellaceae. Gene Ontology annotation, cellular component: cytoplasm; mitochondrion. The coding region runs from base 1 to 1002 and encodes 333 amino acids. Gene Ontology annotation, molecular function: L-malate dehydrogenase (NAD+) activity. The transcript has 3 exons. Gene Ontology annotation, biological process: malate metabolic process; tricarboxylic acid cycle.
AUGUCUUUCGUCCAGCGCCGCAUGUUCUCCGCUUCGGCGAGAAACCUCUCCAAGGUCACCGUCCUCGGUGCCGCUGGCGGUAUUGGCCAGCCCCUCUCCCUGCUCAUGAAGCUCAACCCCAGGGUCACCGAGCUUGCCCUCUACGACAUCCGCGGAGGACCUGGUGUCGCCGCUGACAUCUCCCACGUCAACACCAAGUCCAACGUCAAGGGCUACGACCCCACCGCCACCGGUCUCGCCAGCGCCCUCAAGGGCUCCGAGAUCGUCCUCAUCCCCGCCGGUGUCCCCCGCAAGCCCGGCAUGACCCGUGACGACCUCUUCAACACCAACGCCUCCAUCGUCCGUGACCUCGCCAAGGCCUGCGCCGAGUCCUGCCCCGACGCCAACAUCCUCGUCAUCUCCAACCCCGUCAACUCCACCGUCCCCAUCGUCUCCGAGGUCUUCAAGGCCCGCGGCGUCUACAACCCCAAGCGCCUCUUCGGCGUCACCACCCUCGACGUCGUCCGCGCCUCCCGCUUCGUCUCCGAGAUCAAGGGCUCCGACCCCAAGGACGAGAACAUCACCGUCGUCGGCGGCCACUCCGGCGUCACCAUCGUCCCCCUCUUCUCCCAGAGCAACCACCCCGACCUGAGCUCCAACGCCGAGCUCGUCAACCGCGUCCAGUUCGGCGGUGACGAGGUCGUCAAGGCCAAGGACGGCGCCGGCUCCGCCACCCUCUCCAUGGCCUUCGCCGGUGCCCGCAUGGCCGAAUCCCUCCUCCGCGCCGCCCAGGGCGAGAAGGGCGUCGUCGAGCCCACCUUUGUCGACUCUCCCCUCUACAAGGACCAGGGCAUCGACUUCUUCUCCUCCAAGGUCGAGCUCGGCCCCAACGGUGUCGAAAAGAUCCUGCCCCUCGGCAAGGUCGACGCCGCCGAGGAGAAGCUCCUCGAGGCCUGCUUCGCCGACCUCAAGAAGAACAUCGCCAAGGGUGUCGCCUUCGUCGCCCAGAACCCCCCCAAAUAA